AUUUUUGAUGGAAAGAGGUAUCGCUAAAACAAGUGUUGGUUUGUAGUUUGGAAUCUAACCUUACUUACCUCAAGUAGUUGCUACAGAGCUCAAAAGCUUGUCAUAACACAAUGGGGACUGAAACUAACAAAGAUGAACGUAACACGCCAGAGUAUUUAUCACAGUUACUAAAAGAUAAGAAACAAAUUCAAGCUCUUCCGAAUGUUUUUAUCCAUGCGGAAAAGCUAUUAGACGAAGAAAUUAACAGAGUUAGGGUAGCCAUCUUUCACCACAGAGAUAACCGGAAGCCUCUCUCCCUCCCUGACAACAAUGGACCCAUCGUCCAGUUACAAGAGAAGCUCUUCGUACCAGCCAAACAACACCCAGACUUUAAUUUUGUGGGGCGGAUACUGGGGCCCCGGGGAAUGACGGCCAAGGAGCUGGAACAGUUCACAGGAUGUAAAAUAAUGGUGCGAGGAAAGGGCUCAAUGCGAGACAAGAAAAAGGAAGAAGCUAAUAGAGGUAAGCCUAACUGGGAACAUUUGAACGAAGAGUUGCACGUGCUCAUAACGGUAGAAGACUCGAGGGAGCGGGCAGAUCUGAAACUGAAAACGGCCAUCGAGGAAGUGAAGAAGUUGUUAAUUCCAGCACCUGAUGGGGAGGACGACCUAAAGAAACGUCAGCUCAUGGAGCUGGCCAUUAUUAACGGCACGUACCGCGACACGACCAAACCGCAGACCUCGGUCGCACAGCCCACGUCCUCCAGUCCUUUCAGCAUUGCAAAUAUAUCAAACAUGGCCGUUAACCCCUGGCGGGGACCAGACUUGAGCCUUCCCCGUGGCGCAACCCUUGCAGGCCAUCGAGGAAAUUCCAUGUUUGUAGAAAUGCCCCGCCUCAUCACACCUGCUCAAGCCGCCGCAGCCGCCACAUUACAGCUGCAGCAGAUCCGGAGCCCGACGCCUGCCGGCCCACCCAUCAUCUUCGCCCCACGCAUGCAGUCGGUGAACACAUCGUCGCCCGGCCUCAUGAACGGAGCACCGCCGCCGCUGAUGUCACCCGCAGACAUGGGCAUCAUGUGUGGAAACCCCUACGACUUCCCGUACACGCUGGCACCCACCACGUUACUAGAGUACCCCACCAGUCCCGAACAGAUGCCUGGUGCAGUACCCAAAAUGCGACGGACAUUGUCGGGCGUGAGAGAGCACCCUUACACGAGGGUGACCACGCUCCCGUGAGUCAGGACAGCCAACGCCAACUAACCCGAACCAGUCACACACAGUCCGAUAUCUCGAGCCUGCCUGCGUUCACCGGGGGUGGCCGGCCUUCCGGACGGACGGACGGACGGUCGGACGGCUGGCCGACACGCUAUCUACAUUUUGCACCCGUCCAUGUGGUAACUGAUCGCCUUUGACCCAUUCAGUAUUAUCGGGGAGCUGCCGUCGCCACCACUAACAACGAACAAAUACAAAAAUAAACAUUCAUGUACUUCGGGGAUGGCAAUCCUGAACCACGUUGGCGUUUUCAUUUCUGUCAGGGAUUUAUAAUCGACUAAACAGUGCCUUCUCUAAUACUAGCUUGACGGUACUAAUGUGUGUCAUGUGUUUUGGACGGUUCUUGUUGAUGUACAGCGAUGUGAGACCGAUACGUUCGACUGAUUGACCGGCCAGGAUGUUUGGUUUUGGAACAUCAAGUGAUAAGCACACAGACAUGUUUUGUUUGUUUUUUUAUACACACCUUUCACUACUUGUGCUGAUCUUGGGUUUGCUGUCAUCGAAGUUCUAAUUACUCCGCUGUACAUUAAUUAACCUACUUAAUUAACUGGCAAUUUUUAUUUUAUUAAUUUUUUGUUGUGACAUUUAUAUUGUUGUUAACAGGACAGGCAGCUUUCUGUCCAUAAUGGGGUUUUUUUCAUUUUUUUGGUUCACCUUGGAUAUUGGUCUAUUAUGUCGGCCUGGUAACAGCUCAAUUUGAUAUUAGUUUGCUUUUUGUUUUCUGAUAUUUUUAAUAUUUUUUUUGUUUAUCUCAUGACUGCUUGAAAACAAAUAGGGCCUUCUGUGCUUUAGUGCCCCACCCCUUUAUGUUUGCCAAAAUACUCUAUUUGCAACAGCUGUUGUGGAUAUCACCUUACACAUGUUGGACUUCACAGCAGAUGAUGUUGGAUCUCACAGUAUAGGUGUUGAGAUCUCACAACAUGGAAGUUGUGGAAGGAUCUCACAGUAUAGGUGUUGAGAGCUCACAUAGAUGUUGUCUUACAACACAUGUUGUGGCAGGAUAUCUCAGCAUAAGUAUUGACAUGAAUGUUGUAAGAUCUCACCCUAUAUGUGUUUGAGAUCUCACAAAACAGGUGUUGUGGAAGGAUCUCACCCUAUAGGUGUUUGAGAUCUCACAACACAGGUGUUGUGGAAGGAUCUCACCCUAUAGGUGUUUGAGAUCUCACAACACAGGUGUUGUGGAAGGAUCUCACAGUUGAGGUGUUGAGAUCUCACAACACAGGUGUUGUGGAAGGAUCUCACAGUUGAGGUGUUGAGAUCUCACAAUAAGCUUUGCUGACCAAAAAGCCUUUUUUUUUCUCCAGCUGUUACUGAGAAACAUACAAUAGGUUUUUUUUUUUGAAUGAACUAAGCACAUAUUAUGUUCCUUUGAAAUAUUUUGCUCAUUUUUAAAACUUUUGGUUCCUCCUUAUUAUAACAUUUUUUCAUUGUUAAGGGAGAUUACUUUUGUUGAUUGCUAAUAUUUAAUAUUUGUGUGCUGAACAUUGCUAUCAAGUGUCUUUUACACUGUUACUGUUUUUGCCUGUAAUGUCAUUGUAUAGACGUGGCGAGAUUCCGCAAAAGAUGGAGAAAGGCUCCCAUAUUUUUCAGCUCUGUUGUAUAAUUCUGCAUAUUGGUGCCUGUACACUGGGCCACGGUUCAUGCACAUAUCUGUCUAUAUGAUACUAAUAUUUUUGUUACCAUGUUACUCAAUGAGCUCGAAGAUGCAACAGUGAAAAACAUAUCGUUUUAGUAUUAUAACUUUUCUUUUUUAUUUAUGGCCACAAAUAUGAGGCCAACUGGCCGUAUCUAUGCAAAAAAUCAAAUAUCUUCCGAUGCCUUGAAUUAAAAGUGCUUGUUUGAAGUUUUACCAGUAAGGCAUUCAGGUGAUAUACAUAUACUUAAACAAGGUAUUCCCACUCACUGGGAUACUGGUCUGUUCACAACACAUUUUGAAGGUUCAGUAAGAAGAUCAUCGCCAUUUCGCUGCUCUGUUAUUGAGUUAUCACCCAGAGUUAUUCCUUGAACAUCGCUUUCAAUUGGAUAUUGGCAAACGGCAGAUCCCCUUUUCAUUUGUUUGAGCCAGUCUUGCAAGGCAUGUGAUGGAAAUAGUCACUUGUUGUUUUAAUGCAGCCAUCACUGACCUCAGUUGGCACUUUGGAUUAGUGUAUAAUAAUAAUAAUAAUAAUAAUAUAAUAAAUAUUGGAAAUGGAAAAAACAAAAACAUUUUAUUGAAUGGGUGUGGAAUUGCGAAUUGACUAAGUAUAAUUUGGGGGAAUGGGGAAAAGUCAUGACCAUGCUAUGAAGAAGAGUUUUGUCAGUAAGAGGGUUAAUAUGUGGGUAAUGCAGGAUAAAGACAGUUUCCCAGUGAGUGAGUCACCUUAGUCCAUAUCUUAAAGUGAUCAAAAUGCCAAAAUGUAUUUUUGUUAUAUCAAACAAGAAAAAAGGACGAUUUUUUUAAUGUUAGUUUUGUAUAUACAUAUAUAUUAUUAUAAAAAUGCUGAUGUUGAAUAUUUUUAUAGAGUUUACUUAGGAUUAUGUUUUAUGAUAUUGUCUUGGAAUUUAGUUAGGGAAGCCAAAAGGAUCAUGUUUAACAAGAGAUUAAUAUUUCGUAAUGUAUGUCUUCCGUCGGUGUUUAUUGUGCUGAAUAUACAUAUUGUAGACGGAAGUUACUCACGUACCUGUACAUACUCGGAUGUUGCUUGCCAGUGUCCCUGUAGACAGUGUCGCUCUCACACCUCACAACUACCUGCUCAAACAUUCAUCACAGGACUUCAAGACAUUACUUCAUGUGUUAAUAUUUAUAUAGGGAAAUUAUUCGUGUUUUCUGUGCAUAUGCAUAAUAAACGGUAUGCGUGUCUGAACAUCAAACUAAUAGAUGUGCCAUGUAUGUAAAAUUAUUUAAAGUGACAUUUUCUGAUUGCAAUUUUUUAAAGUCUGAAAUUUUUCAUAGUUUGAAAUUAUUUUUAAAAUGAGUGUUAAAAAAUAGUUCUAAACAGGCAUUAAUGUUACAAGAAUAAUUAAAAAUACUUCACUUAUACAGACAAUUUUUGUGUGUGAUUUCUUUUUUUUUGUUACUAUUUAAAAAACAGAGAAAAAGAUAUAUAUAUAUAUAUAUAUAUAUACCGUAUAUUAUUUAGGAAAACCCCCAUCUGAUUUUAGUGUGAUAAUUAAAUUUUGUAAUGGAACGAAAGUACUGUAAUACAUUUAAGAUGUUUUUCUUUUCUUUUAAUAAUGACCAUCUUGCUGUGAUAUCAACUAAAUGUGGUCCAUGUAUAAGGAACCUUUUGUUAGUAAAGCAGUCUUUUAGAUUACAUCAGAAUGUCAUACUUUUGGCCUGUAAUUAUUGUGUUCAGUGUGAUAUGCAAUAAUAUUGUCUCAUUUCUUAUGUUGUUACAUAUUUGACCCAGCAUUUCGUGUUCAAUUUUCUUUCUUUAAGAAAUAUAUUUUUGUAACCCACAAAAAAAUAAUAAAUAUUUUUUAUAUGUAUAAAUAGUAUAACAUCUAUGCUUAAACUAUUGUCAUUGGUACAAAAGACAUAUUUUUAACAAUUUGAGGACAUAAUUAUUAAUUUAGAGAAAUAUGGUAUAUCCGUCCACUUAUUGUAUAUAUAGCAAGAUAGAAUAGUACUUAAUAGCUUAUUGGUGUAAAGCAACCUUUACAGAUAAUGUCCAUUGCUAUAUAUAUAUAUAUAUAUAAGCUGCCACAAAUGAAUUUAGUUUACAAGAUUGCCUUAUUCAAUACUAUAAGAUUGUUUUCUUAAUCGUGAUAAAUGUAGAUUUGGUUACUUCUUACCUGAAACAAAUGGAAAAAUCUCUCGAGUAUUAUAACUGAAUUACGUAAAUUUCAAUUUUCAUUUUGCAGUUGAUUUUCAAAGAAAACUAAAAUAGUAAUCUUAUUUUGCAAAAAACCCUGUUAAAAAUAAGAAAUAGACAGCAUAUUUUUAUGUUUUUCAGAAAUUUAUUAAAAUGAAAGUCGUGUUUUGCAAAAAAACAAAUACUCGGGAUAUAAUUGUAAUUAUAAUGGUAGUCUUGUUUAGUAAAAAAACAUUUUAAAAUAAUGAAAUUUUGCAACAGUGUAUUAUGAUGUUAGUCGUGUUUUGUAGAAAACCAUUGAAAUUGUUCAGAAUGACCCCACCAAGCUUCUCGUUAUUCAGCAGCUGCUGAUACAGUUCCUGUGAUGUACAUGACGCAGAUAGUUGUGAGGCUAACCAUUGUAUUGCUCAUGUUUUUUCUUUCUUUUCUUGUCUUUAUGAACCACUUUGUUGCAGGGGCACUGGCAUGGAUUAUUAUUUAACACUAGCUGAUCUUCCAGCAUGAGGGUGUUUGAAUGUGGGCGGAGUUUGGAGACAUUAACAUCGUUAGUGGGUGGAGUUUGGUGAGAUUAACAUUGUUAGUAGGUGGAGUUUGGAGAGAGAUUAACAUUGUUGGGAGUUGAUGUUCUCAAAACUUGACAGCAGUUUGAAUUACUACUUACUAUGGAAAUACUGGCGAGACGGGUCAUAGGUCAGAGGUCAUUUGUACAAGUUAUGUUACAAAGUUUGGAAUAUUACUCAUGAAAAUAUCAGAGAUUAAUUUUGUUAAGUCUGCACAGUCUAUAAUAAUAAUAUUUUAUAAUAAUUUUUACAAUGCUUUCAUCUGGGUUUAAUUUAGCAAUAUUCAUACAGUUUGUUUAAAUUUAGUUGUCUUUUUUUUUUAACAACUUUAAUUGGUAAAUACCAUAUCGUUAAAAACAUGUAAAGUUUACUUGCACACACAGAUUUUGUUUUUAGUAUUCGGAUUAAGAAAUAUUAAAGGUGGUGUUGUGUUGUGCCACGGUACUUCAGUGUGCUGGUCACAGCAAAUUUAUUUGACUCUCGAGAAUCGAAAGUGUAUGGCGACUUGCUAGGUAAGUGACUACACAGAUAUGUGACCCAGUCUCGUCGGCAGGCUUCUAACACUAGCGAGAUUUCUGUGUUUACUAAAUCAGUGCCUUGUCUGCAUGUCCGCUGUUCCGGUCGGCCCUGCGACGCCAGCUAGCCCAUCGGACGCAGCUUUUCCUACAUAUAUUUUUGUAUUUAGAUGUUUUUUUUUGGUCAUCUUCAAAUAAUGCUGUACUUAAUACUGUUGUUAUUAUUAAUGUCUUAGCUACUCACCAUGUGACUCACGUGAGAAAAGCAUAAUAUCAAAAAGUUAACACUUUUGUUUUCAGAUGCAUUUUUUUUACUGGCUUGCUCAACGAAGUCGAUUGCGUCUGUCUGACCGAAUCUCACUUAUAUUACUGCUGUUGUGUUAAUUACUAAUGUCUUUUUGUUAUGUAAUUAUUCUCACCAAAUAGAUUGCAUUGUUUAUAUUCUGGGUUUUUUGCAUAUCAGACCAAUGGAAGAAAUUAUUUUGUAUUGCCAAUGAAAUUAUUAUUUAAUUUGCUCUUUUUGUUUUUUUAAAAAAUCUUUUUUGCUUUCACGAAAAUUAUUAUUAUUAUAAGACAAAUUUUGUAUACAUAGUCAUUUGACUAAUAUUUUUCACUUAAAAAAAACAAAUUAGAAAAGAGCAAUAUUCUAUCCAAAAUUGUUUCUUCUCUGGUCAUUAAUAAUUUAAUUGCUACAGCUUUUCAUAACAUUGGCUGAAUUUUGUACCUUUCAUACCUUUUAAUGCAAUAAACACAUUUGUAGCAAACACUUGAUAUUCCCUGUCUUUGAAUAAUAUCAGUAAUAAUGACUAACACCGCUCACAGCCUUGUCUAACUCCAAUAGCCUUGCUUUCCUCCUUUAUGCUUGGUAGUAUAGAACUAAUGGAUUCUUUCAGAUCACCACUAUAGUUAUCACAGGUCACAACAUCGGCCAGGAUAAUAGCAUGUGAUAACAAUGUUUACAAACUGAAAACUGGUUUUAUAUAACAUGUUUUCAUAAGCUCUAGCGUUUGUUGGGUAAGUGUUUGGUUUUCCUGUUGUGACAUUUGUUUUUAUGUGAUUGUGGUUGUGAACAUGUAAUGUGAAGGUUUUAUCAUUUCUUUUCAUAAUAUUUUUAACUCCUGUCCUAGAGAACUUAAUUCAUCAUGUAAGGGAGAUAAGUCUGUAUUAGUGUCAGUACAAUUCAGGACAAAAGGGGUACUAAAUGAAAAAAAAAAAGAGGAUUAUUUGGAGAGGAGGACACAGACGUUUAAUAUUUUAAUAAGUCAUAAUAUUUGUGUUGCCUUUUUAAGUGUAGACUUGGGUUGAAUCUUUUUUAUGAACUAAACAUGGUGCUACUAAUGUGAUAUUUAAAUACAUGCAAAACUAAAAUAUUGUCUUUUUGGGGAGGUAAUUGCAUCUACAUGCCGGUUUUUUAUUUGCUUUGUAACUAUUUUGACAUUUUCAUGUUAAUACAUCCAAGUUUAUGAGCUUUGUCAUCAACAUUGCUUACAUAUGGAGAAAAUAUGUAUUCUGACGUGUAUGUAUGUACAUACAUAUCCAACCUGAUAACCACAAAUUGAUUUUUACUGGAUUCUUUUUAGGGUUUUUUUUUUUUUACAUGUUCUAAAAAGAAUGUAGUCGUAAUUUAUUAAAUAUGAUAAUAAUGGUAAUCCACCUAUCUGAACUGAGAGAUAGAUCCACCAAGAAUGUGAUUUUUAAAAUUAUUAUUAUUAUUUUUUUAAUAUAUAUUUGUUUCUUCAUAAAAUAAUUUUAUAGAAUAGAAUUGAUCACAAAUGCUGAAGAAAACCACUUUUUCCUCCACAUUGUAUAGAGUUCAGAUGAUGGAUCAUUUUAGCUUUUUCUUUUUAAAGGGAUAUCGCAUCCCAGAAAUCAUCAUGGACUUCCAUAUGUUCUGUCCAUCAUGAAUCGUCUGGAUUUGGUACCAAGACGAGUUCCGCAAUGCUUGCCAUAGAUUUUAGUGCUUGUGUGUAAAGUAACUGCAUGCUGGAAGGGUUAACACAUACAAAAACAAUGUGCUCAACUUGUUGCUUGGGGGAAUAUUAACCAGCUGGCGUCAGCCUCAUCACAACUCUGCUGGUUUAGCUCACUCAUCCUCAACGUAUUAAUGUUGGUCUUGCCACUGUUGGUUAUUUAAGUAACCUGUUAAACCUCAACAAGCGGGUCAAGACUUGGGUGGAUGUGUUAUUUUUUUUCUUCUCACUCUAGGUCUUGGGCGGUUUGUUGUCGAUUCAUUGCUCAAUUGCUCAAUCAUAUACUACUUUGGAGGUGGUCUGUUGAAUGUUUCUUCUCUCAUGUAUAUUGUGCUCCUUUGAUACAAGGGGGAAGUUAUUUAUUCCUCACGUAUUUAUCCAUGACAUCUUUACUCUAGGUGCUCAUAUCUUUGUUAUUGUGUCUUACCAGUAUUUACUAUGUCAAGUUUUUAAAAAAAGAAAUAAAAAUCUCGUAUAGUGGAAGUGUAUGUAGACUGACUCGGGCUGGGUCUGUAGAGGUUAUUUGUGUUCUAUAGGCAGUUGUCGAGUCUGAAUCUCAGCUAACUAUUAAUGCGUGGUUACUGCCUGGACAAUAAAAUAUUUUAAUUCA
Gigantopelta aegis is the source of this 8699-nucleotide messenger RNA. Its product is annotated as protein quaking-B-like. Gene Ontology annotation, biological process: regulation of mRNA splicing, via spliceosome. The record is from RefSeq and is a predicted model, not a curated record. The transcript has 10 exons. NCBI's taxonomy places the organism in Eukaryota, Metazoa, Mollusca, Gastropoda, Neomphalida, Peltospiridae. Gene Ontology annotation, cellular component: nucleus. The coding region runs from base 111 to 1214 and encodes 367 amino acids. Gene Ontology annotation, molecular function: mRNA binding.